Pochonia chlamydosporia 170 is the source of this 252-nucleotide messenger RNA. RefSeq lists its product as hypothetical. The record is from RefSeq and is a predicted model, not a curated record. Bases 1 to 252 code for a protein of 83 amino acids. The transcript has 2 exons. Lineage: Eukaryota; Fungi; Ascomycota; Sordariomycetes; Hypocreales; Clavicipitaceae.
AUGGAGCCUAAAGAGAUCUACGACCAAGUUAACAGGCGGUACGGCUCAAUCGCCAAGAGCAGCACCGGCCAGUACGAGCACACAGUCGCGAAGGCUUUUGGAUACACAGAAGAAGAGCUUGCUGGCAUUCCUGAGGGUGCGAAUCUGGGAUUGAGUUGCGGUAACCCAAUCGCACUUGCAGCGCUGAGAGAGGCGGCGAAACUGUUGUCGAUUUUGGAACUGGCGCUGGGUUCGAUGUGUUUACUGCUGUAA